AUGCCACUCACCAUCGAACCCCUCCAUCCCACCUUCGCAGCAGAGAUCCGCGGGGUAGACUUCUCCAAGCCGCUGACAGAAGACGUCUUCCAAGAGAUCCAAGCUGCCAUCACAAAGUAUGGAGUCCUAGUAUUCCCAGCUACAGGCCUAGACGACAAACGCCACGUCGCCUUCGCCAGCCUCUUCGGCGAACUCGAACGCCGCAAAGACACCGGCGGGCCUUCGCGGAUGAGUCUGCCCGAGUUGACGGACCAGGGUAACGUCGACGCCAACGGCAACGUCAUCAGUUCUCAAGAUCCGCGUGCUCAGAUCAGCAAGGGAAACACGCUCUUCCAUGUCGACAGCAGCUUCAACGCCCAAAGAGCAAGCUACUCAAUCCUCUUGGCCCACGAGGUUCCCCCUUUGGAGGCGGGUGGCAAUACCGACUUCGCCGAUACGCCGGCGGCGUGGGAUGGGCUCCCCGAGGAGUGGAAGCAGGAACUCAUUUCCAAGGAUUAUGUCGCCGGCCAUUCGUUCUGGUAUUCCCGCAAAAAGGCGUGUCCAGACUUCUUUACGAAGCUCGAGCCGGCGAAGCAUCCAAUGUCUAAACACAAGAUCGCCCAGCUCCAUGAGGCCAGCGGAAGGAUGAACCUGUUUGUGCCGUCGCACUGUCACCACAUUGAAGGUCUCGAUGGUGAUGAAGGGAGGGAGAAGCUGGAGUACCUUUACCGCCACGCCACGCAGGACAAGUUUAUGUUUUCUGUUCCGUGGAAGCAAGUGGGUGAUUUGGUCAUGUGGGAUAACACUUGUACUCUCCAUCGAGGGACGCCAGUGGUCGGAGGCCAUAGGAGGGAUAUGAGGAGGGCGACGGUGCUGGAUGGCAGCCAGGAGGCCUGGGGCCUGAACGAGAAGGUAGAGAGAGACUUUGCGUUUGCGGGUGAAGUUAUGGCCGACGUGUUUCGAUGUUUAUCUGAAUUUCAUCAUUCCAUCUUCGGCGCACCUCAAACGCCUUUCACUCUUCCCCCAUCAUCAACAACUUCCUCUACUCUCUUUUCCUCAAUCCUCCAUCGCAUCACGCGGCAGCCAAGCCUCCAAGACACCAUGGCUGACACCGCGAACUCGAUCAUCUAUGACGAUCUAGUGGCCAAGAUCAAAGCCGCUGUCGCCCAGAAGCUCGCCGAAAACGAGUCGGCUCCUGAUGCUACUCGCUCUGUCAUUGUACAGCGCAAAUUCAUCAAGAUCAAGAUGAACCGUCACAACCUCGAUACCAUGCCCAACGAGGUCCUCGGCAUGAUCACUACGCUCUGCCAUGAUCACGCGGGCGGAGGCCGCGAGAACCUUCGCAACCUCUGCCUCGUAAGCAAGCGCAUCCACAACAUUGCGCGUCGCGAGUUGUACUUUAUUACCCCCAUCCAGACUCCCCACCAGCUUGCAUGCAUUGUCAGAACCCUCAUCGAGCAGCCUUCUACCCGAAAGCUCAUCCAUGACGUGCUCAUCAACAUCGACACGAACAACUUCACCGGCAAGAAUCCGGCGGCUUCCUUUUAUCGCCAGUUCUCUUUCACUCAGCUUGAUGACUCCAAGCUUUCGGCGCGUGAUCGCCAGCUUCUUGUCCUCUGCAAGGCUACCUGCGGCACCAAGGCCCCCGAGAACCUCCAGUGUAUUCUGGGUCUCUUCAUGUUCCUUUUGGAGAACACUCACCACGUCACGAUCCGCGCCGACAACUACCUCUCCAUUGCCGACCGCUUUCUGACUGCUGGUCUAUGCAUUCUUGCGCCCAAUUCGUCCAACAACCUUGACUACUCGCCUCUGUUCCCUUCCCUGGUGAGCUUGGACUUGAUCAGCAAGACCUGGCUCCAGAGAUCCAGCCAGACCUUCUUCGGCAAGGUCUUUCAGCCCACCUUGGCCCUUGCGGCUUCUUCGCCUCUGCUCGUCGAUUUCGGUUUCAAGGGACCCGAGGGCGAGCUGACCAGCGUUCUCAUGCACUGUGGUUCUGACGUCAAGUUCCCCUUCAAGAAGCUCUUGUUGCGUGGUAGCGACUGGACCGCCUCGAGCCUUUGCGUUCUACUCCGCCGUUGCCCCAAGGUUGAGCAUCUCGAAGUCGAGACGAUCCCAGACAAAGACAACUACUUGAUUGGACAGAACAUCAACAGAGUCUUGCCCAAGUAUUGCCCCGAGCUUCGAGUCCUGUCAAUCCGCUUCUUCGGAAACAAUGAAGACUUCUUCGGUCCCCGUCUUACCCUGACCUGCCUUCCCAAGAUGGACAACCUUAGAGAGCUUCGCAUUGAGAUCGAUGCUUUCGUUCGCGAGGCCCAGCACCUCGGCGACCUCGACCUUGCCGAGAAGCUUCCUGACAGACUGGAAAAGCUCUUCCUGGAUGCUUCGUCCGUGAAGUUCCCGGGUAAAGUCACGUCCAAGACCCCCGCGGUUCUUGCGCACAAGGAGCACGUGAAGAGAAUCAUCGAAGACCUCUGCGAGACGCGCGCGGAGGAGAUUCCCCUCCCUCGUCUCGACACCAUCGCCAUCGGCUGCAAGUACAGUAAGCCGAAGCAGUGGACCAGAGUCGCCAACGACACCAUGGCCGACACCGACGCCAAGCUCCGGGUCUACACCGCCGCCGACGCCAAGACCUUGUGGGCGAAGUCUUUCGACCAGAUGAACGUUUGA
This is a messenger RNA of Colletotrichum tamarilloi, 2646 nucleotides long. RefSeq names its product alpha-ketoglutarate-dependent 2. The record is from RefSeq and is a predicted model, not a curated record. The transcript has 4 exons. NCBI's taxonomy places the organism in Eukaryota, Fungi, Ascomycota, Sordariomycetes, Glomerellales, Glomerellaceae. Gene Ontology annotation, molecular function: oxidoreductase activity. Bases 1 to 2646 code for a protein of 881 amino acids.